AUGGCGGAAAGGGUUGUUCAAGAGAGAUCAAUGCCAAGUUCUGCAUCGUUUUUAAGACAGUUAAGUGCAAAGGAGGCUUGGAAAUCAACAUCAAAUCGGUGGAGUGGGAAAAGCAGAUAUAUUAGUGGCGGGUGUGAAGCAAGUCUGAAUCAAAUGGAAGGGUUUAACAUGUAUGGGAAUGGAGAGUGUGGGAUGACGGGGAGGAAGAGGGUGAUGGUUGUGGUUGAUGGCACUUCACAUUCCAAGCAUGCAAUGAUGUGGGCACUAACCCAUGUAGCUAAUAAGGGUGAUUUGUUGACCCUGCUCCAUGUUGUGCCGCCUCAUAAGGGUUCUGAAUCUUCUUGUUCCACCUAUCUUGUCAACUAUCUUGGGUCCCUUUGCAGAGAUUGCAAGCCAGGGGUGGAAGUGGAAGCGCUCGUAAUCCAAGGACCUAAAGUGGCCACAGUUAUGAGCCAAGUAAAGAAGCUGGAGGUCUCUGUCCUGGUACUGGGCCAAAAGAAGCCUUCUUCUCUCUUAAGCUGUCUUUGUGGAGGCAGCAGCACUAGUACAGAUGAGUUUGUGGAGUAUUGCAUCAAUAACGCUGAGUGCUUGACAAUAGGAGUAAGGAAAAGAAGCCAGGGCACGAAUGGCUACCUCAUCAGCACUAGGUGGCAGAAGAAUUUCUGGCUUUUGGCUUAG
Abrus precatorius (Indian licorice) is the source of this 678-nucleotide messenger RNA. RefSeq lists its product as uncharacterized. The transcript has 4 exons. Lineage: Eukaryota; Viridiplantae; Streptophyta; Magnoliopsida; Fabales; Fabaceae. The record is from RefSeq and is a predicted model, not a curated record. The coding region runs from base 1 to 678 and encodes 225 amino acids.